ACAUGAGAUAGGCAAAAGGAAAGUCCAGUUUGCUUCGCUUCUAAAAAAGGCUGAAAAUUACAAGCAUCCAUGGCCUUGUGUCUUAAGUCUCAGAAUUUUUUUUUCUCUUUUGGUUGUUUGCAAACCAAAGUAGAAUUUUAUUACGGGUUACUGAGGAAGCUUCCUUGAGUUUCUAGCCCCCAACGUUUCUGCACACUCCAGGGCAUAUACUGAGGCUCCUCAUGCCACGAGAAAGAGAAUGGAGCCAAGAUCAAGCCGGCGGGAUGUCGGAGCUGUAACGUCUUCCCUACCCCGCACCCACUGCUGAGUUUCCAUAGUGCUGAGCCAGGGACCCGGCAGAGCCGGCUGGUUCCUUUUAUGAACAACAGCACCGUGAUGAAGGCAGCAGGAGUCAGAGAACCAUUCAUUGCAGGAAGCCCCAGCAUCCGGUGAGAAAUAAGAAGUACAGCAGCACAGGAUACGCCUUGGGUCGGGGGACGUGCAGAGCCCGCAGCCUUUGUGUCCUUCUCUGGGCCAGAGUGGCUGCAGCUCACCCCUCAGCUCCCCUCAGGGCCCAGCUGGGAGCCGAGAUAGAAGCUCCUGUCCCCGUCGUCCCUGCUGGGUUUCUCACCUCCCGCCGAGGGGCACAUGGAGACCGGGAUGGCCACCUUCACCACCCUGCUGCUGCUGCUUCUCCUGGUCCAGCCAGGGGCUGGAACGGGAGGUGACACGGAGGCGGUGGUCUGCGCGGGGAUGGCCUGCUACACGGCCCACUGGGGCAAGCUGAGCGCCGCUGAUGCCCAGAACCACUGCAGCCAGAACGGGGGCAACCUGGCCACUGUGAAGAGCAAGGAGGAGGCCCAGCACAUCCAGCGAGCCCUGGCCCAGCUCCUGAGGCUGGAGGCAAACCUGACGGCGAGGAUGGGCAAGUUCUGGAUUGGGCUCCAGCGAGAGAAGGGCAAGUGCCUGGACCCCAGCCUGCCACUGAAGGGCUUCAGCUGGGUGGGUGGCGGUGAGGACACGCCUUACACUAACUGGUACAAGGAGCUCCGCAACUCGUGCAUCUCCAAGCGCUGUGUGUCUCUGCUGCUGGACCUGUCCCAGCCUCUUCUUUCCAGCUACCUCCCCAGGUGGUCCGAGGGCCCCUGUGGGAGCUCAGACUCCCCUGGAAAUAACAUUGAGGGCUUCGUGUGCAAGUUCAGCUUCAAAGGCAUGUGCCGGCCCCUGGCCCUGGGGGGUCCAGGCCAGGUGACCUACACCACCCCCUUCCAGACCACCAGUUCUUCCUUGGAGGCCGUGCCCUUUGCCUCUGCAGCCAAUGUGGCCUGUGGGGACAGGGACCAGGACAAGAGUCAGAGUCAUUAUUUCCUGUGUAAGGAGAAGGCCCCUGAUGUGUUCGAUUGGGGCAGCUCGGGCCCCCUCUGUGUCAGCCCGAAGUACGGCUGCAGCUUCAACAAUGGGGGCUGCCACCAGGACUGCUUUGAAGGAGGCGAUGGCUCCUUCCUUUGUGGCUGCCGGCCAGGGUUCCGGCUGCUGGAUGACCUGGUGACCUGUGCCUCCCGAAACCCUUGCAGCUCCAGCCCAUGCCGUGGGGGGGCCACAUGCAUCCAGGGAUCCCAGGGGAAAAACUACACAUGCCACUGUCCCCAAGGGUACCAGCUGGACUCGAGUCAGCUGGACUGUGUGGAUGUGGAUGAAUGCCAGGACUCCCCCUGUGCCCAGGAGUGUGUCAACACCCCUGGGGGCUUCCGCUGCGAAUGCUGGGUUGGUUACCAGCCGGACGGUCCUGGAGAGGGUGCCUGUCGGGAUGUGGAUGAGUGUGCCCUGGACCCCUCGCCCUGCGCCCAGGGCUGCACCAACACAGACGGCUCAUUCUACUGCUCCUGCCAGGAGGGCUAUGUCCUGGCUGAGGAGGACGGCACUCAGUGCCAGGACGUGGACGAGUGUGCAGGCCCCGGAGUCUCCCCCUGUGACAGCUUGUGCUUCAACACACAAGGGUCCUUCCGCUGUGGCUGCCUGACAGGCUGGGAGCUGGCCCCAAAUGGGGUCUCCUGCACCAUGGGGCUUGUGUCUCUGGGACGACCAUCUGGGUCCCCUGAGGAGUACAAAGGAAAGAAAGAGGGGAGCACUGUGGCCCCCACUGCAACAGCCAGUCCCACGAGGGGCCCCAAGGGCACUCCCAGGGCCACACCCACCACAAGGAGACUUUCACUCUCACCUGACGCCCCAGUCACCUCUGACCCAUUUGAAAUGCUGGCCCCUAGUGGGUCCCCAAGCGUCUGGAAGGAGCCCAGCAUCCAUCACAACACGGCUGCCUCUGGCCCCCAGGAGCCUGCAGGUGGGGACUCCGUCGCCAAACAAAACGACAAUGGCACUGAUGGGCAAAAGUUGCUUUUGUUCUACAUCCUGGGCACCGUGGUGGCCAUCCUCCUCCUGCUGGCCCUGGCUCUGGGGCUGCUGGUCUAUCGCAAGCGGAGAGCGAAGAGGGAGGAGAAGGAGGAUAAGCCCCAGAAUGCGGCAGACAGGUACUCCUGGGUUCCAGAGCGAGCGGAGGGCAGGGCCAUGGAGAACGAGUACAGUCCGACACCUGGGACAGACUGCUGAAAGUGAGGUGGCCCCACAGACAGUAGAGUCAUCGGCCACCGUCCUCAGAGCUUUGAACCCCCAAUCCCAAGGGGAACCCACAUCUUUCUGAAAGACUGGACCUGAUCCUUAAAGGCCCCAGAACAUGCAGGUAUUUUCUACGUAUGCCUGUGUGCUGUUCCUGAAGUGAAGCUGCGUGUUGACGUGCCACGGUGGAAAUUUUAUGACUCUCUAAUGAUUCUUACUUCUCCCUUUUCAAAUUCCAGUGUGAUAGAUUCCGGAUCAGGGUGUGAGGAGGCCGGGGCUAGGGGCCCCCCUGAACAGCUUCUCUGCUCACUUCGACCACCUAAGAGGAAAGGGCAGGCUGCUCGUGCUGAUUAGGAUUGAAGGGAUUUAUUUCUCUUCCUGGGAUGAAAACUAAGUCCAGGAAUUCUUCAGUUAGAUGAGAAGCUCUGGUUUUUUGGUCAAAGGGAAGAUGUUCAGGACUGAAAGUAUCGCUUUACAUUUGCAUUCCUGCAUUUCCCAGCACGAGUCUUGCUGAGUGGGAUCUUGGUGACGUCCCCCAGAAUGGCCAGGGGUGCAAUUAACCGCUAAGGUCACUGGGAGGCCGGAAGUGCCUCCCUAGUUCUUCCAUUUCUGGUAGUCUUGGGUUUAUUUGCAAAGGAAGUUUGAAAAGUAUGAGAAAAGUUGCUCGAAGUGAGUUACGGCUGUUUGUGACGUCACGUCACCUGCAGGGCUAGGUGAGAGCGGGCAGGGAUUGGUUCACAGAUACUUGAAUUUGUUCAUCUAAAUAUACUGAGGUUGCCACACACUUGACUGUGGAUGUGAUUGGCCCUAACAAGGAAACAAAAUCAAGAACAGCCCGUCUUUCAGCCUGGGAGGCCCCGACGCCCUGCGGGUGGCCCUGCCUCCACUUUGUCCUGCCGGGAAGGCCGGUGCUCUGAGCACAGACGGAGGAAGCAGAACCUUCCAUUGGACUGUUCCUGAACGAUGUGUGAACUGCAGAUGAUGCACUGGGCUUGAAGGCUGGCCUUGAAAAGCAUGUUAGCACAGUUUGCCGUUCACACUUGAUGCAGCCUCCUGGGAUUUUCAAUCCCGAAUCGUGGGUGGGGCGAACACCAAGUAGGGGCUAGUCAGGCAGGUGCUUAAGGAACCUUCGUUCUGUGUCUCUCUUUUCCUUAAAAAUGGGGGUGGGGAGUGAAGGGGGAGGGAAAAAGAGAACUAACUAAAAUCCUUUUUGUCAGCAAAACCUGCUCAAAGCCAUUUAAAUUUAAACCCUCAUUUUAAAGGGUACACUUGCAAAGAUUUCUCCAUAUGAUAAUGUGGUCCAUAGUGCGUGCUCUCUCUCUCCUUCUCUCUCCCCUUCUCUCUCUCUCUCUCUCUCUCUCUCUCUCUCUCUUCUCUCACAGCACCAUUCUGCCUGGGGCACUGGAACGCAGCCCUGGGGGUCACCGGUGGUCCGAGUCGCUAGAAGUUACCUGAGUAUCUCUAGGAGGCCUGAUGUCGCCUGUGGACUUUUUGCUGCCACUGUGCAGAAGAACAGGCACAGGAAAUGUGUCUUCCUCCGAGGCCCCAAAGCCUCGGAGGAAGGGUGCCUCCUUGCUUCUGCUUUUGCCUUAGCAAAGCAUCAGUCUCAGCGGUGGCACCCUGGAGCAGUUAAAGUGCCAGCAGGUGCAGGGACUUCAAGUUAAUACUCUUGCCAGUUUUGAAAUAUAGAUGCGAUGAUUCAGAUUUUUCUUUUUUUGAGACAGAGUCUUACUCUGUCACCCCAGGCUGGAGUGCAGUGGCGCGAUCUCAGCUCACUGCAACCUCUGCCUCACAGGUUCAAGCAAUUCUCUGCCUCGGCUUCCCAAGUAGCAGGGAUUACAGGCGCCCGCCACUAAACCCAGAUAAUUUUUAUAUUUUUAGUAGAGGCGGUGUUGCACCAUCUUGGCCAGGCUGGUCUUGAACACCUGACCUCAUGAUCCACCUGCCUCUGCCUUCCAAAGUGCUGGGAUUACAGGUGUGAGCCACUGUGCCAGGCCGGUUCAGAUUUUUUUUUUUAAUGGAAAACUCAAUGGGCAGGGGAGGUGAAAGGAGAGAUGGAGGUUUUGUGGGGCUCAGUGGGGCGUUUGGAACUUCUUUUUAAAGUCAUCUCAUGGUCUUCAGUUUUCAGUUGGAAUUCUGGUGUUUAACACUUAAGGGAGACAAAGGCUGUGUCCAUUUGGCAACACUUCCUUGGCCACAGAACGCUAGGUGAUCUGUGGAGCUGGGCAGUCUGUGGCAUGGAGAGCCGCGCUGUCUGGCCAUUCAGAGGCUUCUGAAGACACUGUGGGAUAUGGUGCUGACCAACAUCAACACUGAGAUAAAUGCAAAUGCAACACCUUUCCCUCUGGGCCUUGAAAAUCCUUGCCCUUAUUAUUUGGGGUGAAAGAGGCAUUCCUGUCCCAGGCUUCUCAGAGCCCCAACACAGUCUGUGUAUGAAUCCCGGGGUCCUUGAAUUUGCUGAGGUCACUACAAGCCCUGCUAUUCUCAGUGUUCUGAUUGCUCUCACAUCCCAGCACCACCGUCUGGUCUCUGGAUUUUUCUGUAGGUGGCAACAUGCAGCCCCAUUCUCAACAGCAGGGAGGGCAUGGACCCCCCUCUGCGGAACCCACAAGGGGAGAAAUGGGUGACAAAGAGUCCACCUCCUUAAAAGGUGCCCAGGCAGGGCUGGUCCCUCUCCUGCUGGGCGGCACUUCCUGUUGCACAUCUCUCCCACUGCUUGGGGAGAGCCAGCAGCUCACCCCACAGCUCAGGAAGUGGGUCUGAUAGAAACCACUGGCCUCAAACACGUGCCCUAUUCUCCUGUUUAUUGCUGCUGUCACUUUGAGGCAUGGGAAUUCUUGUUUUGGGGAUCUCGGGGGCCACAGCAGUGGGUAAACAAAAGCCCAUCGGCCAAGGGGCCAUUGACCAACUGUCUUUAUCCAGAGGGCCCCCUGCUUGCUCAGGCGUGGCACAGCAGGGAAUCCACGGGUCACAGUAUGGGGAGAGGUGCGCCCUGCCACCUGCUAAAUCCUCACUAGACACAGUGUUUCUGUCCCAGUGACCUGUUCAGCAGCAGGACAAGCCAGGGCCGUGGGGACUGGUGGAAGGUUUCACCUGAAGAUGGAAAAUGAGACAAUGAAAAUUUGUUGUCCAAAUAGCUCAAUCAUUCUGGGAGACUCUUGGGAAAAUUGAACAUAUUCAGGCCAAACUCUCUUCCUCCUCUCAUCCCACCUCUCAAAGCAGAUGACGUAAAGAGAACAUCUCUCACACACAGCUCACCGUGCCCACUCAUUCCUGAAUUUCAGGUGCCAUCACUGCCCUUUCUUUCAUAUUCCUGAUUUGAGAAAGGUGAUGCAGGAGGACAAUUCCCACAGGUAAUCUGAGGAUCACAGAAAAACCAGGGCAGGACGGUAUCCACAACGCUUGAGGAGGAAUUUGGUGACCAUCCUCUGUAGAGGGGCUCCCCUGCUGCUCCACAGCAGCAUCCUCUGUAGAGGGACUCCCCUGCUGCUCACAGCUCGGUUUCCAGACAGGACCGCCACAUCUGGUCUCUGCCUUCCACGGCCCACACCCCUAAGCAUCAUCAGCAGUGCCACAGCAUCGAGGUGCAAUACACCCGUGAGUCGCGCUACAAUGUUAUGUUUGGGUACCCUGGGGGAAGAACUGCAUGAGGCUCUGAUUAAGGACUUGGGGACGUGGGCUGCUGUCGCUGCCAGCCUUGCAAGGCCACCUGGAGGCCUGUCAGUCAGUGGCAGAGGAGCAAAGCUUCAGGGAGGCCCAGCCUUAUGUCAUCUUCCCCACGACUGGGCGUGAAAUAAAAACAUAAACCUUUAUGUGCAUGUGUUAUGUCCAUUUUUUCAGGGUGAACUGAGUUUAAAAGAAUUUCUUCUCUUCAAGUUGUUUUGUCUUUUCCAUCCUCUUCACGAGCGUCUUAUCCCUGCGCAGUCUUUCGACGGAUAGAGAUGGUCAUGACAUACUUUUGUUUCAACCUUUAUUCCUAUAAAUAUUUCUGUGAAAACUGGGAGAACAGAAAUGGCAUUUGACAAAAAAUUGAAUUAAAAAUAACAGUCUUCUUAAAACUAACAUAGGAAACCCUUUGCUAUUAUUUCUCUCCUUAGCUUCUCCAUUGUCUAAAUCAGGAAAACAGGAAAACACGGCUUUCCAGCAGCUGCAAAAUGGUUUAGUGGCCCCGACAUGUUUCCAUCACCUUGAACAAUAGCUUUAGCAUGGAAAUCUGAGAUAUGAUCCCUGAAAACAUCUGUCUCUACUUCGGCUGCAAAACCCAUAGCUCAAAUCUAUAUGGUUUGUGCAUUUUGUCAACCAAAAAAAGGAGGAUGGUAAUCCAAAUUCUCCAUAUAUUCAUUAAUCAAGACACGAUUUUCAUACUAGAUUCCCGAGACAAAUACUCACUGAAGGGCUUAUUUAAAAUAAAUUGUGUUCUGGUCUGUUCUUGUAGACAAUGCCCUUCUAUUUUAGGUAGAAGCUCUGGAAUCCCCUUAUUUCACUGUUGCUCUUAUCUGCGAGGUGGCAAGCUGCUCUUUUCAGCAGACUUUGCCCAGUGCUCCCCGGGGCAGGAGUUCUCUGCGCAGAUCUGGCGUCAGCCUGAUUUAGAUCCUUGCAUGAGUCUUUCUCUGUGACGUCAGAUGUGACUGCAAAUGUCAGUAAUCACUUCACGAACACUAAAUGAGAAUGUAAGCCUUUUUAAAUGUGUGUAUUUCAAAUUUGUUUGACUCAUUCUGGAAUGACAAGAUUUCUCUGCAGGAUUUACCCUCAUCCUGGGCAUGUUUCUCAGACUGUGAGGAGGGAAGGCUCAGAGACCGAGCUCUUCCUCCCACUUCUAACAAAAUGGUGCUUUAAGUGCCAUCGUGGCUCAGCCUUUAGGAAGUAGCAGCCUUGUUGUCCUUUGAGCUUCCUGUUAUGUGCCUUUCCUAAUAAACUCCUAAAAACA
Molecule: messenger RNA, 7516 nt
Organism: Callithrix jacchus (white-tufted-ear marmoset)
Lineage: Eukaryota; Metazoa; Chordata; Mammalia; Primates; Cebidae
Gene: CD93
Product: CD93 molecule
Molecular function (GO): calcium ion binding
Source: RefSeq, a predicted model, not a curated record